Molecule: messenger RNA, 1371 nt
Organism: Ahaetulla prasina
Lineage: Eukaryota; Metazoa; Chordata; Lepidosauria; Squamata; Colubridae
Product: C-reactive protein-like
Exons: 4
Coding region: 525-1193 (222 amino acids)
Biological process (GO): innate immune response
Molecular function (GO): complement component C1q complex binding
Source: RefSeq, a predicted model, not a curated record
UAUCAGACGGGUCAUUCAAUUGAGACGUUGACUUGAUCCUGCAAGGAGGAGACGGCUCCACACCCAAGGACAUCAGCCAGAGAGGGCUGCCCAGAGGUCCUGCAAGCAGCCGGUUCCUCCAUUGUCCACCAUGAUGGUCCCCUUUCCUUCCUUCCUUCUUAUCGUCGUCUGCCUGUUAGGAUCCUUUGGCCAAGAAGUUUUCUAUUUCUCUAUUUCCGAAGUUUCGAAGUGGACAUGUGGAACCCACAUAUUUGACACUGGGCCCAGUUAAGUCGAUCGAAAGUUCAGCAGUUCAAAUCCGUCAUGCCGUGUAAGGGGGCGAGCUCCCAUGACUUGUCCCAGCUUCUGCCAACCUAGCAGUCUGAAAGCAGAAGUGACAGCUCGGCCUGCCUCUUCUUCUACGUUCAAGAGGAACAUCAAGACAGGUGUCAUCAUUGGAGAAGCUGAAGAAGACAUCGCUCUGCACCCACGGACAUCAGAACAAGAAUUCCUGCAACCAGCUGGUUCCUCCAUCGUCCACCAAGAUGGUCCUCCUUCCUUCCCUCUUUCUCAUCCUCGCCUGCCUGUCAGGAUCCUUUGGUUAUGAAGAUCUCCACAAGAAGGUCUUCGUUUUCCCGUCCGGUAACAAGAAGGCCAUUGUGCAGGUGAACGCCUCCCUUCAGGAUCCCUUAACCACCUUCACCGUCUGCCUGAGGUUCAACCCCCUCCAGUUCCGUCCUUAUACCCUCUUCUACUACUCCACCAAGCCCAACGGCAAGGGCUUCCAGAUCACCAAGCCCAACCCCAGCCAGUUCAACCUCCAAAUAGGUGGGAUGACCCAAAUUGUCGCCCUCCAGAAGGCGUCAACUUUGGAGUGGCAGCACAUCUGCGUGGCCUGGAACUCCACCACUGGACUGGUCCAUUUUUGGUACAACGGUGAGCUUCUCCCUCGCUUUGUGAUGAAAAAGGGUUACAAGCUCAGCGAAAACGGGACCAUCUUUUUAGGGCACGACCGCGAUUCGUGGGGGAAGAGAGAGUGCUUCGUGGGGGAGAUGGCGGACGUCAACCUGUGGCGGCAGGUCUUGAAACCCGACAAAAUUAAUUUGGUUAAGAAAAAAGACGAAGUCCCUGAUUCGCUGGUCAGCUGGAGGGCCCUGAACUAUACCGUUCAGGGUGACAUCCACGUUGAAGAGGCUCUGCACCAGGUUUCUUGAGUUUCUGGAAAUGUAGAGAUGUAGGAGAAAAAAAUAAGAAAAAAGAAUUGUGUGUGUGUGUGCGUUGGGGGGAAUGUGUAGUUUUGCAAUGUGUUGCAAAUAGCUGAUCGUGAUUGAGUUGUAGACGAUCCACGCCCGCAAAUCACAAGUGGGCCUUUGAUAACCUUGCAAUAAAAUU